CACCGACUCUUUAACGGCUUUCCUGUCAAUUUUCAGUUCACACACUUAUACCCUCGUAUGCUCUCCUAGGAUAUAUUUUCUCACUCUCACCACGCCACACACUGUAUGAUAAACAAUUAAAUAUCAUAAUGGUAGGCUACUGUCCAAUCUGCGGGAAGCCUGUUUACUUUGGUGAGAAGAAGAGGUCCUUAGGGAGGGACUACCACCCUCUGUGUCUGAAGUGUCAAAAGUGCAACAGACAGCUCACAGCUGGACAACAUGCUGAGUAUGAUGAGAAGCCAUACUGUUCACAUUGCUACCUGAAGAUGUUUGGUCCAAGAGGUAACAGGUAACUGGUGUUGCCCUGGCACAAUGCAGUGCUCCUUCACAGACACCAGACUGAGCCAAGACGGACAAAUGCUGACAUAUAAAAGAAAAACAAGGCCAAAAAAAAAAAAAAAAAAAAUACAGAUGAAUAGUAGACAAGUAACCAAUACCUCCACGAAGUUAAAUAUUUAUAAAGGCGUGAUGACCACUUGAUGUCAUGUGUAUGUGAUUGUAAAAGAAAAAUGUAACAGAACUUUGCAUGCAGAAAAUUGUUAGUCAGUAUUAAUAAAUAUAUUAUGUUCCAAA
Molecule: messenger RNA, 612 nt
Organism: Scatophagus argus
Lineage: Eukaryota; Metazoa; Chordata; Actinopteri; Scatophagidae
Exons: 4
Coding region: 129-332 (67 amino acids)
Biological process (GO): intrinsic apoptotic signaling pathway in response to DNA damage; regulation of gene expression
Molecular function (GO): zinc ion binding
Source: RefSeq, a predicted model, not a curated record